AUGUUGGUGGGUUAUUGGGAUCCAAGAGGUGAUCUACCAGGAGCUCUGUUGUGGGUUCUUUUUGAAAGCCAGCUUCAAAAAGGAGUCGAGGAUCUGGGCUGUUUGAUCAGUGUUUUAUUUUCACCUGGGAGGCGUAUAUGGAUUUGCAUUGUUGAGGAGACUCUGAGUGGUCAUUUUUAUGCAUUUUUAGAUUAUUGUAUCACUACUCCUACCCAGAAGUAUGACUUUAUGAAGAGACUGGUCUCAUCCACCAUUUGUCACAGACAGGAGUGUGACAAGGUUCCUCUUUGUGAACUUUUUUACAUGUGUGCCCCACUUGAUGGAGGUUCGUCUUCAUUGUCCUUUCGCCCUUGCUAUUUACAUGUCUGGGGGAUGCUUCCUAUGCCUAUCCGGGAGCUAAGUACUACAACUUUCGGAAAGAUACAUGUUUUCACUAAGGAGUCGGGGCACCCUUGGAGGGUACCAAAGGAUGACAUCAUCGAACUAACUCCGCAGGUGAAACUGGAGGUUGAGCCUACCUUUGUCAGGCGUCAGAGACCCAAGAAUGUGGAUCCUGAUCAUCCAUAG
Messenger RNA from Lactuca saligna, 567 nucleotides. The record is from the annotation of a GenBank genome assembly. NCBI's taxonomy places the organism in Eukaryota, Viridiplantae, Streptophyta, Magnoliopsida, Asterales, Asteraceae.